AUGGCCUCGGCGAUUGAGCUGCCGGGUGAGGCAGCUCCAUUAACACAUCGCAACGUGGUGGACGUCCUGAUCUUAGCCGCCAGCUCAACCCAACAACAGGUUCAAGCGGGAACUAAGCAACUGGAGCAUUGGGAGCAUCAGCCUCUUUACCAUGCUAUGCUUCAAGAUGUCUUCCUUGAUCGUUCCCUUCCCACAGAGGUGCGGUACCUUGCAAUCAUCCGCUUGAAACAUGGUAUCGAUCGGUACUGGCGCAAGACAGCCACCCACGCCAUAUCCAAGGAUGAGAAAGCACAGAUUAAAAGCCGAGCUCUUGAGGCUGGAGUAGAAGAGCCUGCUCGUCCGCUCGCUCUUCAGAAUGCUUUGAUGGUGGCGAAGAUCCUCCGAUUCGAGUUCCCCCAUGACUGGCCUGAUGCCAUUACCUCUGUCCUCACUUUCCUUCGAUCCGCGAUUCAACCUGGUGCCAAUCCAUUGCAACUCCCUCGAACCCUCCUCAUCCUCCUCCAAAUCAUCAAAGAAUUAUCGACUGCCCGAAUUCAGAGAACCCGCGUACACCUGCAAUCAGUCUCUCCCGAGGUUUUUCAGGUUCUGAGUAGAAUCUACAUUGAUAAAGUUGGCCAGUGGGUUGGAAUUUUUGAGCAUGGAGGUGCAGAUGAAGCGGCUCUACUAGAGGUUCUCGAACAAAGUCUCGUUUCUCUGAAGGUCCUCCGACGCCUUAUCAUUUCGGGAUUUGAGCAUCCAGCUCGCGAUCAGGACGUGCAAAACUUCUGGCAAUUGACCUACACGCAAUUCAGUCAAUUCCUGGCGUUGCUGGAUGGUCCUGCUCAAUUACCACAAUUGGUACAUACAGCGAUAGAAAAACACAUCCUGCAAUUAUCAAAGCUGCAUGUCGAAAUGGCAAAAACACACCCUGCGUCUUUUGCUCGAUUCGAUAAUAGCAUUGAGCUUGUGAAGUCAUACUGGACACUAGUGGGGAAGUUGAGCGAAACAUAUACAAGUCUUGGGACAGAUAUCGAGGCGGAAGGGAAAUCGCUUCUUGAGAAGGCCGGCUUGCGAGCAUUGCUGCUGAUCAGGGCUUGCGCCAAGAUGGCAUUCAACCCAGCCCAGACCUUCAAAUAUCAGAGUGCCCAGGACAAGGACGAGCGGAAGCAAGCGGUGGAACGCAUCAAGACCCAACUUUUCACCGAAGAUUUUGUGGUGAACGUCAUGGAGCUGCUUGUGACACAAUUCUUCAGGUUCCGAAGCAUUGACUUCCAGGAAUGGGAGGAAGAUCCCGAGUCUUGGGAGAAGAAGGAGGAACAAAGCACCGAGGCUUGGGAAUUCUCAAUUCGGUCUUGCUCUGAGAAGCUUUUCCUUGACCUCGUUAUCCACUUCAAGGACUUGCUCAUUCCUCGGCUACUCCACGUUUUUUAUACCUUCGCCACCACGGAGAAUCGCGACGUUGUACUCAAAGAUUCCUUGUAUUCGGCCAUUGGCCUUGCAGCUGCCAGUUUGGAGCAACACUUGGACUUCAACAGCUUCCUGGAGAAGACAAUGGUCCCCGAAGUUCAGAUUGCCGAUCCCGAAUACCGGCUUUUGAGGCGACGGAUUGCAGUGGUGCUCGGCCAGUGGAUGCCUGUCAAGCCGGGCGAAAUAAACCGGGAUGUUGUCUACCAAAUAUUUCAAUAUCUAUUGAACAAAGACGAUCCGCUCAACGACCUUGUUAUUCGGAUUACUGCGGGUCGCCAACUUCGAAAUGUUCUUGAUCCUUGGGAGUUCACUGCCCAAGGCUUCAUGCCCUAUGCUCAAUCGAUACUUGGCAGUCUCAUGGCUCUUGUGCAAGAGGUGGAUGCCGCCGAGACGAAAAUGGGACUUUUGGACACAGUGAGAGUGGCCGUGGUCAAGAUGGAACAUUAUAUCGUCGGCUUUUCGGAUCAGAUCCUGUCGUUGCUUCCUCCGUUGUGGGAGGAGUCUGGAGAUGAACAUCUCAUGAAGCAGGCGAUUUUGACGCUCCUCUCGGCUUUGAUACACGCCCUGAAGCAAGAAUCUGCGAGAUAUCAUGCGCUCAUCCUUCCUCUGAUCCAGAGCUCCGUUCACCCUGAAUCGGAAACUAUCGUUUAUCUUCUCGACGAGGCACUGGAGCUUUGGGCGGCCAUCAUUAUGCAGACGCCGAGCCCCGCCUCACCUGAAAUUAUCUCUCUGCUUCCCUCCAUUCUUCCCAUUCUUGAAGAGGGAACCGAUGCAACUCCCCAGGGUUUGCAGAUUGUGGAGUCUUACAUUCUCCUUGCUCCGCAAGCUGUGCUCAGUGACGAACUCCGGCUGCCAAUUUUGAAUUCUCUGCAAACACUUCUCCAGUACACUACGAAGCAGCGCACCGGAGUCGUGCCUCGCUUAGUCGAUAUGAUGAUCCGUGGUGCUGAAACUAUCGACGGUGGGAGUGAGGCCAGCUACAGUGCAAUCUCACAGUCCCUCCUUGAGAGCUCUUUCCUGCAAUCACUCCUUGAAGGCCUUUACACCGCACACGAGGCAAGCCAGACCACUGGUCCAAACCGAAAGACCACCUACGUGGCCGGGGUCGUUGAGACAGACUAUUACUCGGUUCUUGCGCGCCUUGCGCUCGCAAACCCCAAGAUUUUUGCCUCGGCAGUCGCCACUGCGACCAGCUCCGCUGAGGAGCAAACCCUUACCUGGCUCCUCACCGAAUGGUUCUCGCACUAUGACAACAUCGGCAGUGUGAAUCAGAAGAAGCUGCAUGCCCUUGCUCUGACGCAACUUCUCGCCCUUCAGGCUCCCUCAUCCGACACGUCGGGAGCUACACCUCCUCCUCCAUAUAUUCUCAAUCACCUGCAGUCUUAUCUCACUAUUUGGACAGAUAUUAUCACUGAGCUUGCCGAAGGUGGCACAGACCCCAAUGCGGAUUAUCUUGUUUGUUGGAAUGCUCCCGCUGGCUCCGCGACUGCUCAGCCCGAGGAACAGGAGAACGAAGAUCCUGAAACUCGCCGCCGGCGCGAAUGGGACAAUGCGGACGCCAUCCACCGGUUCCCGAUGCGCGAUUUCGUGCGACAUCGCUUGCAAGAGCUCAUCGUAGCAUGCGGUGGAGCUCAGCGUUUCCAGGAAGAGUGGUUGCUGAAUGUUGAUGCCGAGGUGGUUGCAGCGUUUGGAGCGCUGGGUCUGAUUUGA
Messenger RNA from Penicillium oxalicum, 3156 nucleotides. RefSeq names its product putative importin 11. Gene Ontology annotation, biological process: protein import into nucleus. The record is from RefSeq and is a predicted model, not a curated record. Gene Ontology annotation, cellular component: cytosol; nuclear envelope. Gene Ontology annotation, molecular function: small GTPase binding. NCBI's taxonomy places the organism in Eukaryota, Fungi, Ascomycota, Eurotiomycetes, Eurotiales, Aspergillaceae. The coding region runs from base 1 to 3156 and encodes 1051 amino acids. The transcript is spliced from 7 exons.